UUCUUCAGACACCCAUAGAGAGGCCUACAGGGAUCCGUCCACUGGAUUCUACAAGGAUCCGUCCACUGGACUCUACCAGGGUCCAGACACUGGACUCCACAAGGAUCCAGACACUGGACUCCACAAGGACACUGGACUCCACAAGGGUCCAGACACUGGACUCUACAAGGGUCCAGACACUGGACUCUACAAGGGUCCAGACACUGGACUCUACAAGGGUCCAGACACUGGACUCUACAAGGGUCCAGACACUGGACUCUACAAGGGUCCAGACACUGGAUUCUACAAGGGUCCAGACACUGGACUCUACAAGGGUCCAGACACUGGAUUCUACAAGGGUCCAGACACUGGAUUCUACAAGGGUCCAUCCACUGGACUCUACAAGGGUCCAUCCACUGGACUCUACAAGGGUCCAGACACUGGACUCUACAAGGGUCCAGACACUGGACUCCACAAGGGUCCAUCCACUGGACUCUACAAGGGUCCAUCCACUGGACUCGACAAGGGUCCAUCCACUGGACUCUACAAGGGUCCAGACACUGGACUCCACAAGGGUCCAUCCACUGGACUCCACAAGGAUCCAGACACUGGACUCCACAAGGGUCCAGACACUGGACUCUACAAGGGUCCAGACACUGGACUCCACAAGGAUCCAGACACUGGACUCCACAAGGGUCCAGACACUGGACUCUACAAGGGUCCAGACACUGGACUCUACAAGGGUCCAGACACUGGAUUCUACAAGGGUCCAGACACUGGACUCCACAAGGAUCCAGAAACUGGAUUCUACAAGGAUCCAGACACUGGACUCGACAAGGACACUGGACUCUACAAGGAUCCAGACACUGGACUCUAUAAGGGUCCAGACACUGGACUCGACAAGGGUCCAUCCACUGGACUCUACAAGGGUCCAGACACUGGACUCUAUAAGGGUCCAGACACUGGAUUCUACAAGGGUCCAGACACUGGAUUCUACAAGGGUCCAGACACUGGAUUCUACAAGGGUCCAUCCACUGGACUCUACAAGGGUCCAUCCACUGGACUCUACAAGGGUCCAGACACUGGACUCUACAAGGGUCCAGACACUGGACUCCACAAGGGUCCAUCCACUGGACUCUACAAGGGUCCAUCCACUGGACUCGACAAGGGUCCAUCCACUGGACUCUACAAGGGUCCAGACACUGGACUCCACAAGGGUCCAUCCACUGGACUCUACAAGGGUCCAGACACUGGACUCUACAAGGGUCCAGACACUGGAUUCUACAAGGGUCCAGACAGUGGAUUCUACAAGGGUCCAUCCACUGGACUCUACAAGGGUCCAUCCACUGGACUCUACAAGGGUCCAGAUACUGGACUCUACAAGGUUCCAGACACUGGAUUCUACAAGGGUCCAGACACUGGAUUCUACAAGGGUCCAGACACUGGAUUCUACAAGGGUCCAGACACUGGAUUCUACAAGGGUCCAGACACUGGGCUCUACAAGGGUCCAGUCACUGGAUUCUACAAGGGUCCAGACACUGGAUUCUACAAGGGUCCAGACACUGGGCUCUACAAGGGUCCAGACACUGGAUUCUACAAGGGUCCAGACAUUGGACUCUACAAGUGUCCAGACACUGGACUCUACAAGGGUCCAUCCACUGGACUCUACAAGGGUCCAGACACUGGACUCUACAAGGGUCCAGACACUGAAUUCUACAAGGGUCCAGACACUGGACUCUACAAGGGUCCAGACACUGGACUCUACAAGGGUCCAGACACUGAAUUCUACAAGGGUCCAGACACUGGACUCAACAAGGGUCCAGACACUGGAUUCUACAAGGGUCCAGACACUGGAUUCUACAAGGGUCCAGACACUGGACUCUACAAGGGUCCAGACACUGGACUCUACAAGGGUCCAGACACUGGGGGGUGA
This is a messenger RNA of Oncorhynchus masou masou (cherry salmon), 1912 nucleotides long. Its product is annotated as S-antigen protein-like. The record is from RefSeq and is a predicted model, not a curated record. The transcript is spliced from 3 exons. NCBI's taxonomy places the organism in Eukaryota, Metazoa, Chordata, Actinopteri, Salmoniformes, Salmonidae. The annotation marks the transcript as partial.